Messenger RNA from Rotaria socialis, 1461 nucleotides. The record is from the annotation of a GenBank genome assembly. NCBI's taxonomy places the organism in Eukaryota, Metazoa, Rotifera, Eurotatoria, Philodinida, Philodinidae.
AUGGUACGUACGAGAACCGGUUUGUUUUUGUCUAAGCGAAGUAAUUCUCAAUCAACAUCUGAUCAGAAAGAAGAAGAACACGAAAUUCAAUCAAGUAUGUCGAACAUAAACACUAAUAAGGCUGAUCUUUAUAUUACUAACACAACAUGUUCACCACCCAAACCGGAAUCAUCAACAACCAAGAUCACCUCUUCAUCAUUCAUUUCCACCGAUACAACCGAAGCCACAAUGACUGUAUUACCAGAAAUUAUUAAUCAAGCAUCAGUUAACAACACAUCGAAUAUCAACGAAGAUAAAGAACUAGCUCGCAUUUCAUAUUAUAAUGGAACAACAAACAUAUAUUCUUGGCUAACAGCUAUCAAAAGUGUAUUUAUUGAUUUGAAAUAUGAUGAAACUAUGUGGGCGAACAAAGCCAAAUAUUAUUUGCUCGAUCUUGCUGCUCAAUUUGUUUAUAUUAAUGAUGAUCGAAUGAUCACUUGGAAAAGUUUUCAGCACCUAAUGAUAAACCAAUAUCAAUCAACAACUACAUCCGAUCACAACGAUUCUCUCCUUGGUACAUCGACUAAUUUUAAUAUAAUACCACAACGAGAUACAGCUUAUAUAUCGGACACUUUAGCCGUUAAAGCACAUCAUGCUUUGGUACUAGAAGAUUUAAAAACAUUACCAAAAUUUUCAGGUGAAGAACCACAAUCUAUUCAUUCAUGGUUAGAAGAAAUCGAACUCAUAUAUGAUAAAGCAUAUAUUACGGAUAUUGAUAAAUGCUAUCGCACACUAAAAUUAUUGUCUAAUAUUGAUGAUAAAUGGGUGGAAUUUAUUCGACGUCAAAAGUUAGAUUGGAAUGAAUUUAAAUAUAAAUUAAUUAGCCGAUUUGAAGGAAAGAAAGAACAAACACGCAUCGAAUUAGAAGAUGCUAUUCGACAUCGUUAUUAUUAUGACAAUGAACCUAUGCAUCACUAUUACUCUGAUAUUAUGAGGAAAUGUGAUUUAUUAGAGGAAGAAUAUCCGGUUUCAGAUUCACAUCGUAUUGAUUAUAUUAUCCGUGGUCUACCUGAUAGCAUUCAAGAUCAAUUAUUAAUUAGAGAAUAUUCCACACCUAAAGAAUUAUUAGCUGUAUUACAGAAAAUUGAAGAACGUCGGAAGCGAACACAUUUUGAACAACAUGUAACUAGUAUUGAUGAAAAUAUCGCAUCAUCCACAACCAGAACAACACCAGCAUUACCUGCAGCAUCUUACAGAACCAAUAGUUCUCAAUCAAACUCAUCCAUCACUCAACAACCCAACCGAUACAGUAAUAAUAUAUUUUAUAACGAUCAACCACAACAUUAUCGCUCAUCAUCAUAUCAAACACCAACUUAUAAUCAACCACGAAUGCAACAACAUCGACUGAUUCAAUGUUAUAACUGUGGCAAACUUGGGCAUAAAGCUCCCGACUGUUUUAAAGCUAAACAACAUUUAAACUAG